AUUUACGCAAAAAAAUCACAAAUCUGAAUGAGUUUAAAAAUUAUAAAAAAAUGCUCAAAUAUUUUUUUAAGAAUUAUCAAAGAAAACUGGUGCAAGGUAGAUUUGAGCAUUAAUCUAUCAUAAAGUGCCCCAAAGUUGUAUCCUUACUUUAUGGCAAAUUUUUUUAUUAUGUCAUCUUUAACCCACAUUUUUUUAUCUCAACAAUUGAUACAAAAAAUUUAAAAUGUUAUUUCUAUUUUCAGAUCCUUUAAGCAGUGAUGGGAGUAAGGAAAUAUUUACCAGCAGGGAGGCGAGGAAGAAAGGUUUUGCCCCGCCCCCUAGUAGAGGGAGGGUGUGGCCAAGUGGCGGAGAGGGGCGGAGCCAAAGAUAGAAAAAGGGUGGAUAGAAUUCCUCAUUCACAAUGGAGGAAGGAGAACCAUGAAAUGUACAGAAGCGCGAGCCUAGCGAGAACAUUAAGUGAGCGUCUGCGUGGGGAGAGUGGUUGGUUGAUUACAGAAGUUGACCGCGCAGCUAGGCGGGCACAGCAAGAUACUAAUUACAGACUUGAAGAGAAACUGAAGGAAUCUAUAACUUGGCGAGGUGAACUCCAGGAUGAGUUGGACUUUUUAACUGGUGAAGUUGACCAGCUUAAAGACUCUGAAAACCAGCUGGUAGCCAGCCUCAAACAAACAAACAGACCCCUGAAGGUCACCACGUCCUGCCUACUAGCCAGGGAGGGACGGAGAGGUGCUGACCGUGUACGUGAUGGAGUAGAAGUAUGCCUGGAGAAGGAGCUGGAUACAAUACGGGAGCAGCAGAAGCUUAUCAGAGAUCUUAUCAAGCAGGCAGCAGUAUGUACUUCGAACCUGAAGAAGGCUCAAGCCACUCUGGAGGGAGAUUUAAGCAACAAGGACGCUGCUCUGGAUAUAGACCACAACUGCCAUAACCUGCACGGUAACAGCUCAGGACUGGAGCUACAUGGACGGAUAGAGCACGGAGGAGGAGAGGGAGAUACGGUUUCAUGGGCAGACAGAACUAGGAAGAAUAUUAUAUUCUCUCAAAAAAGUCGGUCUGCAAGUGAACGUUUACGAGCUGAAGCUGAACGAGUAUUGACUGCAGCAGCAAACUCCAUGGUGAAAGCAUGGAACAAAACUAACCAGGCAUUCUCAGUUCGUAUAUCUGAAUGCUCUGAUACUCAUGCCAAGCUUCAGGGUCAUCUUUCCCUUACAUUACAGGAACUGUAUGACCUGGAUAAGCAUAUCCGAAUGCUACAUAACGCCAUCAAGGCGAAGUCUUCGCCACUACGUCUGGCGCAGUCAAGACUUGAGUUAAGGACACAUCGACCGGAAAAAGAGGCAACUAAAGAUAAUCCACAGAUCAGUUUGGUCAACGAGGUUUAUGAACUACAAAGCCAGCUUGCUAGACUUAACACGAAGCUUGAUGAUGCUGAAGUAGCAAAAAUUAUAAAAUUCGACCAAUAA
Eurytemora carolleeae is the source of this 1460-nucleotide messenger RNA. Its product is annotated as tektin-3. The record is from RefSeq and is a predicted model, not a curated record. Bases 258 to 1460 code for a protein of 400 amino acids. Gene Ontology annotation, biological process: cilium assembly; cilium movement involved in cell motility. Gene Ontology annotation, cellular component: microtubule cytoskeleton; nucleus. NCBI's taxonomy places the organism in Eukaryota, Metazoa, Arthropoda, Copepoda, Calanoida, Temoridae. The transcript is spliced from 12 exons.